Molecule: messenger RNA, 629 nt
Organism: Thrips palmi
Lineage: Eukaryota; Metazoa; Arthropoda; Insecta; Thysanoptera; Thripidae
Product: cuticle protein CP14.6-like
Exons: 2
Coding region: 11-487 (158 amino acids)
Cellular component (GO): chitin-based extracellular matrix
Molecular function (GO): structural constituent of chitin-based larval cuticle
Source: RefSeq, a predicted model, not a curated record
UCCUCUCAUCAUGAAGGUCCUGAUCGUCCUCGCCCUCGUGGCCGCCGCCGCCGCCGACGUGUCCCACCUGUUCGGCGCCCAGCACCAGCACCACCACCACCACCACGAGGUCGCCGCCCCCGUCGUCCGCUCCUUCGACUCCUUCCCCGCCCAGUACCAGAAGCCCAUCGCCAUCCUCCGCCAGGUCCAGGACAACAGCGGCCUCGGCGACUACAAGUACGCCUUCGAGACCGAGAACGGCAUCCAGGUCCAGGAGGAGGCCGUCCUCAAGAACGCCGGCUCCAAGGACGAGGCCAAGAGCGCCCAGGGCUCCUACUCCUACACUGGCCCCGACGGCCAGGUCUACACCGUCCAGUGGGUCGCCGACGAGAACGGCUACCGUGCCUCCGGCGCCCACCUUCCCGUCGCCCCCGAGAUCCCCGCCGAGAUCCAGCGCUCCCUGGAGUUCAACGCUGCCAACCCCCAGCAGUUCGACCAGCAGUUCUAAGAAACUUGUCACGCUACGAUCGCCUGUGUUACCGCCACAAAUGAUAUUCAUUUGCGAACCUGAGUACUGUGUACUCGCCUACCAAUUUUUGUUGUAAGAGCUCCGAAGUACCUUGUCACAAUAAACCAUAAGUACAAACAAA